GCUGGCCCAUCGAGCAAGAUGGAGAAAUCAUCGUUUUCGCACGCAGAGGCAGCAGGUGGACUCGAACAUUCGCUGCUCCAAUUGAUCUCCGAUCACCAUAGCGCCACCCUCCGACUCCGAGAAAAAACCGAGAAGGCGAAGAAAGAAGCGAUUAAGAAUUCGGUGAGGGUUUCUGAUCUGCUAGUCGAUGCCGUCAAUGGAGGCGUCCAAGAAGCAUUCAUUUAUGAGAAGCGUAUUGAGCUCGAGACAAGGGCUUUAGCGGCAUCAGUUGCGCGGUUUGGGAAGCAGACCGAUCAGUGGCUUGCUGCUUCUCAUGGAAUCAACACGGCCUUGAAGGAAAUUGGAGACUUUGAGAACUGGAUGAAGACGAUGGAAUAUGAUUGUAAGAGGAUCAGUGCUGCAAUAUGCAACAUCUACCAGGAGUAAUCUCUUCCCAGGCAAGAUGCAAAAACCUAGAGCCUAUUGUUGUUAUUAUUAUUAUUAUUGUUGGAGCUUUAGCAGAUGAUGAUGAUGAUUUAGUUCUUGAUUUGUUUAGGUUCGCUCAUUAACAAUGGUAAAUAACAGUGUACCAGAAUUGCUUGUUUCUUCUCUUUAUUGUUUGUCACUACUA
This is a messenger RNA of Impatiens glandulifera, 610 nucleotides long. Its product is annotated as biogenesis of lysosome-related organelles complex 1 subunit 1-like. Gene Ontology annotation, biological process: endosomal transport. Gene Ontology annotation, cellular component: BLOC-1 complex. The record is from RefSeq and is a predicted model, not a curated record. Lineage: Eukaryota; Viridiplantae; Streptophyta; Magnoliopsida; Ericales; Balsaminaceae. The transcript has 3 exons. The coding region runs from base 19 to 426 and encodes 135 amino acids.